CGGAAAUACAGAAGGCAACGGUAAGGGUCAUGCAGUUGUUGGUGUACUUGUCUGAUAUAUUAUGAUAUUGUUAAAUCACCAGUCGCAUUUAAUAAUAUAUUUGCUUUAAACGUUUUGUUGCUGAUAAUAAUGCGGACGUCUGCAAGAGUCGUGUUUUUGGCGAGUUGUCAGAUUUAAUAUGUACAGUGGAAAUCUGCCGCCGGGUCUCAGUGAGGCUGACCUGAGCUCUGAGGAUGAGGAGGAUGAUGAAGCAGCAGCAGCAGCAGAAAACACUCCAGGCAAGGAGCUCUCACGUCAGUCAGACACAGAGCCACGUUCAGUUUGUGUACAGGUGGAAUGUACAAAAACUGGUCUGCACAAUGAUGCAUUUGGAAAUGAUUGUCUUCUUGGAGUUUUCUUGGUUAAGUGGCAAAAGUUCAAAGAGCUCCAGCGAGCAAAGUUGUAUCAGAGAAUGAAGGAACCGCAAACAAAGUGGAAAAGGCGCCAGAAGAAAGGUGGGGCACAGAAUUGUGACACUGAGCAGAAAAGGGAGCCUGAAGAGAAACGAGAGGAGCACUGGAAGGAGCUCACACAGUAUUUUAGCAUCAAUGAUAGACUCAAGCCGCCUCCUUGUAGCAGACCUCCUCACAUGUCAGGCCUGGAAAAGAGCAUAGAGAGUGCCAUCGCUGAAGGGGACUAUGGGAAGGCGGAAGAACUGAGUGACAGACUUGCUACUCGAGAGCUGGCCGUGAAAAUCGCACAAGCCGCCGAUUGCCGUGACUUUACCCGCACCAAACAGGAAGCGGAGGCUUCCCAGGCAGCCCGAAAAAGGAGGAAGCAAAUCGCUUGGGGGUUUGAAGCAAAGAAAAGAUGGGAAACCAAAAGCAAUAUGGGAUUCAUGUGACAUUCGCCGCAGUUAAAACAUUUAUAUAAAGAUGAGUAAUGAUUUAGCAUUUUGAUAAUUGUUUAAAGAUGUAAUCUUUUUAUAAUAGUGU
Molecule: messenger RNA, 974 nt
Organism: Carassius carassius (crucian carp)
Lineage: Eukaryota; Metazoa; Chordata; Actinopteri; Cypriniformes; Cyprinidae
Gene: fam204a
Product: family with sequence similarity 204 member A
Source: RefSeq, a predicted model, not a curated record